Molecule: messenger RNA, 9326 nt
Organism: Sarcophilus harrisii (Tasmanian devil)
Lineage: Eukaryota; Metazoa; Chordata; Mammalia; Dasyuromorphia; Dasyuridae
Gene: RCOR1
Product: REST corepressor 1
Exons: 12
Coding region: 82-1605 (507 amino acids)
Biological process (GO): negative regulation of DNA-templated transcription; regulation of transcription by RNA polymerase II
Cellular component (GO): transcription regulator complex; histone deacetylase complex
Molecular function (GO): transcription corepressor activity
Source: RefSeq, a predicted model, not a curated record
GCCCUCGCGGCGAGCCUACCCUCCGCCUCGCUCCUCAGCCCCACUUUGCUCCCUCCUCCCCGCGCCCCGCCGUCCCCUCCGAUGCCAGCCAUGGUGGAGAAGGGCCCGGAGGUGCUGGGGAAGAGGAGGGGGAGGAAUAAUGCCGCUGCCUCGGCCUCCGCCGCCUCCAACGCCGCCAACGCCGCCACCACCACCACCACCACUACUGCCUCCUCCUCCUCUUCCUCCUCCGCCUCCGCAGCCGCCGCUGCCGCCGCCUCAGCCUCAGCCUCGGCCUCGGCCGCCUCUGCCUCCUCCGCUGCAGCCUCCGCCUCGGCUGCCUCCGGCUCCGCCAAUAAUGGCCAUAAUAAAAGUUUGGCAGCGGCCGCCGCCGCGGCGCCCAAUGGAAAUAGCACCAACUCCUGGGAGGAAGCGAGCUCGGGCUCCUCGAGUGAUGAAGAGCAUGGAGGAGGUGGCAUGAGAGUCGGACCCCAGUACCAGGCAGUCGUGCCUGAUUUUGAUCCUGCAAAAAUUUCAAGACGCUCUCAGGAAAGAGAAAAUCUUGGCAUGCUGGUAUGGUCACCUAAUCAGAAUCUAUCAGAGGCAAAAUUAGAUGAAUAUAUUGCCAUUGCCAAAGAGAAGCAUGGAUACAAUAUGGAGCAGGCUCUUGGGAUGCUUUUUUGGCAUAAGCACAAUAUUGAAAAAUCCUUGGCUGAUCUACCCAACUUUACCCCAUUUCCAGAUGAGUGGACUGUGGAAGAUAAAGUUCUAUUUGAACAGGCCUUUAGUUUUCAUGGGAAAACAUUUCAUAGAAUUCAACAAAUGCUUCCUGAUAAGUCUAUAGCAAGUCUAGUGAAAUUUUACUAUUCUUGGAAGAAGACAAGAACCAAAACCAGUGUGAUGGAUCGUCAUGCUCGGAAACAGAAGAGAGAACGGGAGGAAAGUGAGGAUGAACUGGAAGAAACAAAUGGAAAUAACCCAAUUGACAUUGAGGUUGAUCAAAACAAGGAAAGCAAAAAGGAGGUACCACCAACAGAGACAAUUCCUCAAAUCAAAAAAGAAAAGCAUAGUACACAAGCUAAAAAUAGGGCCAAGAGGAAACCUCCUAAGGGAAUGUUUCUUUCUCAAGAAGAUGUGGAGGCAGUUUCUGCCAAUGCUACUGCUGCUACCACAGUGCUAAGACAACUGGACAUGGAAUUGGUUUCAAUCAAACGACAGAUUCAGAAUAUUAAACAGACAAACAGCGCUCUCAAAGAAAAACUUGAUGGUGGAAUAGAACAAUAUAGACUUCCAGAGGUUAUUCAGAAGUUUAAUGCACGUUGGACCACAGAAGAACAGCUUCUUGCUGUACAAGCAAUCAGGAAAUAUGGCCGAGAUUUUCAGGCGAUCUCAGAUGUUAUUGGAAACAAAUCAGUGGUACAAGUGAAAAACUUUUUUGUAAAUUACCGACGCCGCUUCAACAUAGAUGAAGUCUUACAGGAAUGGGAAGCAGAACAUGGCAAAGAAGAAACCAAUGGAACCAGUACACAGAAACCCAUAAAGUCCCCAGAUAAUCCCAUUAAAAUACCUGAAGAAGAGGAAGAAGCUACUUCUGUUCUUGAUGUCAGAUAUGCAUCCGCUUCAUGAAAGACUUGAGUAGCUUAGAAUAAUUUGCGUUAACUACUGUUAUUCAAGAUAUCAGGUAUUACCGAACCUCAGACAGCCAUCUGCAUCAUACCUAUGUGGACAAGCAGCUAUUACCAAAAAAGGCAAACACUUCCAGUCCUGUGCUGCAACUGCCUUAAUUCUUUGCUCAUUCCUCUGCAUUGCCUCCACUUCCCAGUAUGCUUUUCAUUUCAUCGGUACCUGCCUGAAUGCUGGGGAGAAUCACCACAUCCCACAUAGCUUAUGGGCUUAUUUUUGAACUGUCUCCAUAAGUAGGAGCUACUCUCUCAAUAGUCUCACAGUAAUCGGCAGGGAGUGGAUGGGGGAAAAGAGUCAGCUCAGAAGGUCUUUGUAUUGCCUGUAAUCUUUGCUUUGUGCGUAUUGUAAUUAUAAUAGUGACACUCUUAGCUUUCCAGGAAGAGCCUCCUAUUCAUUUUUUGAGUUGACUGACCACCCCCUGAGACAUCAUGCUUUCUCUGAAAACAUAGUCUAUGUUUGUAAACUGCAUCGUGACUUUUUAGUGCUUGGCAUUCUAAUGCCAUUCAUGGUCUCCUCAACUUAGGUCGUAAUGAUGGUUUGUAAUUAUUAGACCAUAAUGGUUUAAUGGCAGGUGUCUCUUUAAGCCAACCCCUAAUAAUCUGUCUCGGUGGAAAACUCACUAACUUGUAUUACUGUAGUUUCAAAGUUUGGUUAAGUCACGUGCCACCACACUCAUCAUUUUGCAUUGUAAUCCUGGUCAGGCACACCUUUCCCUACAUUCUACUCAGCACUCCCUAGAGAUUGAAUCCAAACAACUUUUAUCUGGUGCUCAUCCAUUUGGAAUUGGUGCCUUUUACAUUUGGCAUCCAUAUCACCAUUAUGCUUCAAUGUCAUCUUCUUUUCCUUAAAGCUUGCUGCUUGCCAAAGAUGAUUUAUAUUUAUAUGAGGGGUGGCAAGUAUGAGUGUGCUUGCCAUAGAUCCUGACAGGAGCAUAGGUUUAGAACUUUUCCUUAUUUAUGAGUAGUUGAAUGACUGGUGAUUACUUGGUGAAAGCUCACUGCACUUCCCUUUCUUCUUUGUAUAACUUGCUUCUCAAUCAGACCCCCUUUUGUGUACCUAUGCACCAACAUGAGAUAAAAUAUACAUGGGUCAGAGAGUAGGGUGUAGAAAUGGUUGGUCACUUUUUUGAUCAAAGAAGACUAAUAAGAAAGAUAUUCCAAGGUAGUAGGAUAAUGCCUUUUGGCUGGACUGCUAAAACAUUUUCUUACCAAAACUUUGGAGAAGAGAUUAUCUUUUAACCAGACCUUGUGUAUGGAAAGGUGAAGGAAGAGCAAACUUAGCAAGCCACAGAUUCAGAUCCUUGUUAAAUUCAAACUAUAUAUAAUUAACUUUUUCCUAGUAUCAUCAAUUUUGAUUUCUAGUUUUUGUUUUCAAUACCAAAAACAAAAAAUGCUUGCCAGAUGCUUUAAGGUACAAUAUUCUUUUAAGAACCUAAAAUAUGCAAUUAAAAUUGGUCAUGUGUUUUAAGUCCCUCUGUGUACCUUGCUUUUUAAGCUAGUUGAUCCUCUGCUUAAGAAGAGGGUCAUUUGGGAACUGUAAAUUUCUUAGAAAAUGCUUUUCGAGAAAGUUUACUCAAGUACAGAAGUUGGAAGAGAAUGUUUUCUUUUCCUUUUUGCACCUAAACAAGGUCUGUGUUACUUAGUGGAAGCUAUUGAGGAAAUCAGAGGAGGAAAGAUUAGAGGGCAGCAAUUGGGUUGCUCUUGCAUGAUGACAGUGGGAAUCAUCAACCAUAGAAUAAUCAUCUUUUUUAAAAAAUAGCCUGCUGCUGACUUGGGGAAUUGGCAAGGGAUAGUGUAGGGAAGAAGAAUUAAGGGACAAUUUUGCACGUCUUUCCAAAGCAACCAUACAUGCUUUCUCUAUGCUAAUGGCAGCACAUCAGCAACUAUUGCUGCAGGAGUCCCCUUGGCUUUGCCAAAAAGCUCAUUUUUCCUAUCACAGAUACUCUGAAUAAAAAAUAGUCCUUUAUGGCAGUGCUUUGGAAGCCAGCUGCUAUUGCCUGUUAAUUUAGAAUGGCAAACAGGUUAAUACCACCAGGUCUUACCUUUAGUGAAUUAGGCUCCAGUCCCAUCAAGCUACCAUUCAUGUUUCCUAGCAGGUAUGUUUUGGCACACUCCCUAAAGUAUAAUAAAUAGCAUAUAAUUUUCAUUUGAUAGAAAAAAAGGAAAAAAUAAGUGACCCAUCUUUGCUUGACUGCUGCCAUUGUAGCCAUAUACAUAAGAUAGCACUGUAUUUUUACCUUUGAUUUUCAUUACACUGUCUUUGCAAUGAUGUUUUAAAUGUAAGAAAUCACUUAGCUUUAAAAGCUAAGCAGUUCGGUCUUAUUUAUAUUAAGACCCAUUUUAAUGGAUCAAGAAUUAUAUGCAUCAAAUGGUGGCAUUCAGACAUGUGAAAGUCUGCAAUGAUAACUGCAGAAGAUGUAAUGUUCACUUAAAUUUUGUUUUCUUAAAAAUUAUCAAUGUGAAUGUCAUAAUUAUAAAUUUUUGUGGAAAUGGGAAUUUAUUUCUCUUAAUUAUAAGUUAUUGUGCAAAAUAUAGUAUCAUUAAAGCAAAUAAUAGUUUAACUUUUAGUUUAGAAUCCCUCAGAGAUAUAAAGUGUAUUACAUAUGCAUAAGAAAAUUACGUUUUGUUUUAUUUAAUUUUUCAUAGGUAUGUAAAGUACUAGGUAAAUUUUUUUUCCACUUAACCAUUUAAACACCUCGUUACUUGAAUAUUGUGUUAACUGUUUCUGAAACACAGUGAUCAAUUUUGUAAUAUAGCUCUCUUAACCAAGGAAAUGACUAUGCCUCAGUUGUGCUUAAUAGUUGAGCAGUUAUGGACAUUUACAGUAUAUGCUCUGGUCCACAGGAGCCAUAGGUAGUAUAUGUAGCACAACCACUGUGUUGUGUCUCAAUAAGUUCAUACCAAUAAAGAUAUUGAUUUCGUGAUAAGUUAUUUGUAAAAGUUUUCAACACAGAGGAUCCCUUAAUGGUCACAUAAGCCUCUAAUCUACAGAAAGUCAUUGGGUUUUAAAAGUUUUACCAUGGUGUUCAAACUAGUUUUUAAAAUGUCCUUUAAAAAGUUCUCUUAAACAUACCUAUACCACUUAAAUAUACUCAUUGUCACUUUAAAUUUAAACUGUGCCCUUUAUUUGUCUUUCUAAAUAUCUGAUAUACUGUUGGUAUAAUUGCACACCAAAUAUGAGCCAAACAGUGCAUUACAGCUCACUGGGCCAUUGCUAGAUAAGCCCAGAGCAGCCAUGGACUCCUCAGUUGAGCCAAGGCCCUACAUAUGGCGCCCACCAGAAGUAAGAGCCUCUCAGUUUCCCCUUGUUAAGUCUAUUGACAAAUGACCUAGGAUUCAAGCUUUUAAAACAAAAUUAAUCCCUGUUUAUUGACUUGAGGUAGUUUUUAGCUAGUCUGAUGCUGAUGAUCUAAUGCAGGGGCCUAAUUGCCUACAAUCUUUCAGCCACUCCCUGGAUUUGUGGAGCUUUUUCUGUUGAUCGUGAAGCACAAUUGCAGUAACAGUUCAGAAGAAGGAAGGUCAGUAUAGUCUAUGCAUGUUGUAUAAUAAUGAGUGUUUACAGUCAUAUUCUCUGAAGAUGAAAAUUUAUACUGGAUUGUAUAGUAUUAUUCCAUUAUGUAGAUUUUAUCAAUUUUGUUAAGUGCUUUUAGACAGCUUAAAAAGUUUUUCAAGAUUUUAAAAGAUGUAUAAGGUUAAGUUUGCAAAUAUAAUGGAAAUGCUGUAUAGCUUUUGAAGUGAUAAAUUACAUGUUGGAAUUUUAAAGAAAGUAUGUUGUAAUAAUGCUGUUGUAAGUAAUAUUUUAAUGUCUCUUGGGCCUGUUUUAUUUUUUUUUUAAUUAUUAUUCAGCACAUUUAUUGUGGUGAAUGUUCAUAGCAUUAUAAACUUGCUAAGCCAUUGAAAGGUAAAAGGUAACUUGUUUUUCUGAUUAUCAUUUUAUUGUAAAUGAAAUUAUUGUGGAGAUUGGAAGAUUCAUGUGAAAUUCUGCAUAAUUCCGUUUUUUCUAUGAUUUGCAAUGUUUGCUGAUAUCAAAUAAAACCUUUUCAAGCCAUGGAUGUAAUAAAACAUGGAGUAAAAACACCUUUCCCCUCCACAGUGAAAUGUUCUAAACUGGUGUUUUCUGUUUCUAGAUUUGGAGUUAGUAUUCACAGGAAGCUAGUUUUUCAAAAAUGUCAUCUCUGGAAAUUAGCAGUGUCUCUCCUUCCUCAUCCCUUCUCUUCCUCCCCCUUUUUUUUUUUUACCUCAAUAGUUAACAAACCUUUUAUUGAAUCCUCUUUUCUUCAUUCUUAAUCCCUUCCUGAGAUAAAGAAAUCAAAUAUGUUUGGGCUCUAUCUCUAUACACAUUUUAUUUCUGAAGUUUCUUUAGUGCAAAUUUACUUGAGCAGAAAGAGAGAAUCUCUCUUUAUCCAUUGCCCUUUUCAGACUCAACCAUGUUUCCCUUACAUUCAAUUUCAUGAAGAGCUAAUUGAACAGUCAACAAAUGUCAUAACUCUUAAAAUGGUAUUAAGAUUGUUCAUAAGGGACUUCACUUUUUUUUUUUUUUUUUUUUAGCUUUUCAGUCAAAAUAUUAAUAAUACUGUGAAAUGUGGGUUUGGACAUGGUCAUUUGCUUUGGAUUUGUCUAUAAUAGUCCCAUAUUUCAGAUGGAUAAGAAAGAUCUAUUGUAGCAUUUUGAAAUUAAUCAAUUUCCUUGGGCGACCCACAUGCUGAUAUGAGUUAGGUUGUGGCUGUUUAAAGAAAUGUGUAUUAGUCUAGGUAUCUGUUUUUCUUUUUUCCAGGGUUAGAAAAAGAAAAAACAAUCAGAUUUACUACAGGUGGAAGUGUUUAAUAACAGCAAGAAAGAAUAAAUAAGGUUUAGAGUUACAGUGAUCUGCCUUUGUUUUUCUGACUUUUUUACAAUCUCAUCAGAGGAAGCAGUAUCUAUAAAGAUAAUGUCAGCCCAAAUCAUUUCUUGCAUUGGUGGUCAACCACCAAAGGUCCCCAUUAUAAUGUUAUGAUCACUGGGCUAAUGAGAUGUGGAUACCUUCCCAUUUGUGCUCUAGGCAACCAGGUAAAUUCAAAUGUGAAUCAGAAGGCUUUAUUAGUGCUGUGGUAGCAAUGUAUUUGAAAAUGUUAUAAUAAAAUAAGAAAUGCAACUCUAAUCAGAUGCAUACAUAUGGUAAAUAGUCACACACAUACAGGAUGUCCCAAAACUUUUAGUGUAGUUUAAGCUUUAAUACUUAAGAAAUAAAAUGCCACAAAUUCAUAGAAAAUUGGGAAAGUUAAUUAUUUGUUUUUGCAAUACUAAUGUUUCUUAUUAAAAUUCUGUUGGAAUAUCCAGCUUUAUAAAAACUUUCAUUAAAUUUUGCUUAAUGACAAAAAGGCCUCUAUGAUCCUAGACUUAAGAAAGUCUCAAGAACAAGUUUUUGAUGUAUAUGUAACAGUUUUCACAUGACUCCACAAGAAAAAGUAUAAUGAAGAUAAGGUGACCAAACAAGACAACUUUCAGUUUCCAAAUCAUUGGUCCUGAGAAACUUUCAUCCAGAAAUUCAAACAUGAUGAAUAGGUUAAAAUUAAAAACUAAAUAACAUUAAGAAAAACUUAAAUUUAAAAAAUUAAAUUUUUUUCUGAAACUGAUAAAGCUUAAUAAGCAUUGUUUUUAUGUUAAAGAUUUUAUGUAUGUCAAGAAGAGAAUAUGGAAAUGGAUAGCAUACAAGAUAGAAGACAAAUGUAGAAUAUAUCACUCUGAACAAAGUUCAUUUCUUAACUAGGCAUUGGUGUUAUGAAUCUAAUCCUGACUUAGCUUUCUGGAGGCAAGCUUAGAACUUUGUCAUGCUUGAAGAUCACGACAGCAGCAGCAGUUUAAAUAUUUUAUUGAUGCCUUAUGUACAUUUCCUUUCCUUUUCUAUCACAUUUAACUCUGCCUUAUGACAAAAACGUUUGCAACUUGGACCUAACAUGAUAUGAUUCUUAAUCUGCUUUAUUUGCUGUGUAUCAGUUGAUAUAACUCUGCUUGUGUUUAGGUCAGUCAUUGUUUUUUAUUCCUGUAUUCAUGCACCACAAUGUGGUUAGCUGUUUUCCAAUGAAUGGUCAUUUACUGAAUUUUGUUUCCACAAAAAGUACAACAAAUAUUCAUGUACAGAGCCUUUUUGUAUACCUUUGAUCUCAUUGAGGUAUAAGACCAGUAAUAUAUAUGAAAUGGGAGAUGAAGUGGGGAUUAAUGUUGAAUUAAAUCUGAGUAAUUUGGGGGUUUUAUGGCUAAUAGUGAGACCUGACUCUUAAUUUCCUUUUAUCUUGAAGAUAUUGAAGUUAAUUACCAUUAUUUUUCCUUUGAUUAAUGGACUUUACCCUUAAGCUGUGAGUUCCUUGGUCAUAUUUUUUAUUUUAUACCUCUCAUGCUUAGCACGUUGCCUGGCCUUUAAUAAAAACAAUAAAUGCUAAUAUUACAACAUAUUUAAACGUUAAUACUGUUGUUCAAAAAACACAUGAUUAGAAGGGAGGAGCCUGAACUGUUGCCUUAUUCUACUGGGGAGGGCCAACGUUAGCCUUUCACUUUCUAAAAUAUCCUUAAUCAAGAAAUCAUUCAGGUAUUUUGGGUUUUGAUUUGUUUUGAGGGGUUUUGAACAUUUCCAGUGACAAACUUAAACUUUUAUGAUAUCCCAUUACAUUUUGGACAACUCUGUCAAGAAAUUUUUAUGUGGAUAUUUGGAUUUAUAAUUUUUUCAUCUAUAUCCUCCAGGAUAUCAUGAGAAACUCUUUUCAAAUAACUUGCUGAAAUUUGGCAAUACUGUGUCGCUGGCAUUUCCCAAAGCUGGCUAUUGAGUAAUCUUUUCAGAAAUGAACAUGAAAUUAGUGUAUCAUGGUUUGUCCAUGCUUGACUCCUAAAAAAUUCCUACUUUUUUCCCCCACGAUUUUUUAAAGAGGGAUGAUGAAGUCUCCCUUCUUAACAGUCAUGAUAAAUAUUUACAUCUCUUGGAAACUUUAAAGUGUUCUCUGCCCUAUUACUACAUUUCUUGCAGGCCUCCCCUUCAUCUCCCGAACUAUCUUCUCCCACAAGUUCUAAUUUGGACCUUAUGCCAGUUGUGUGAGGGAGUAUAAAGUAACCUAAUCUUUCUCAGGCAACUGUGAGAUUAUUUUAUUUGCUAAAAGUUACAUAUAGUUUUUCCUCGUAAUAUAUACUAACAGAUUACAGAGAGCUAUGAAGCAGCAUAGUAUGAUGUAAAAGAUAUUAACUGGACUGAGUUAAGACACUUUGGUUUCCAAUAUUACUUUCCCUAUGAACAAUGGAGCUCUCUUGAGCUCUCUGGACAUCUCUGGAGCUCACUUUUUCCACUUGCAAAGUGCAUGGCUUUAAUUAGUUCUUCAAAAUCACUUAAAAGUUUUAAUAAUUACUACUUUAGUGGUCAAUGACAGAAACCACAGAAACUAUGGCUGACAGAUUGGAAGAAAAAUGAGGCAGAGGUGACUACAAUCUUUCAUUAUAUAUAACCUUUUGGAUAAGGAGUCAAGAUACAGUUAGAUAACCGGAAAUUGAGCUCAAAUGAUUCAAAACCCAUCCCUUUUCUCUUUCCCCUUUUUCUAUUUCUCUUUUUCCUUCCCCUACUAAAACAUGCAAGGCAGCAAAGAGGAAUCGGGAUCAGGUCAUCAGCCAAGAGUAAAAAAAAAAAAAAAAAAAAAAAAAAGACCAAAA